This is a messenger RNA of Durio zibethinus, 2863 nucleotides long. The record is from RefSeq and is a predicted model, not a curated record. NCBI's taxonomy places the organism in Eukaryota, Viridiplantae, Streptophyta, Magnoliopsida, Malvales, Malvaceae.
GAUAUAAAGGAAGUUCAUAGAGCGAUGAAUUAAGAAAAAAGGAUUUUGGCCUGGGUGUAGAGAGAAAAAGAAGAGAAAUAUGGCUUACUCUGCCGUCUCCUCCGUAGCCGCAUGGAUUGAAAAGGUUAUAGUUGAAGGAGAACAAUCGUGGAACUGGGAUCCGCUUCGUGAAGUUUAUCUUUUGCUAGAAGAGCUCAAGCGGAUGAAAAUCUUCCUGGAAGAUAUGAGACAGGAUGAAAAUACGAUGUUAACUAGUCCCUACUUGGCUGAAAUCGGAGAAUUGGCUUAUGAAGCUCGGGAUGUCAUUGAGGCUUUGGUUCUCAAAACUUUACCCAAAAGGGAACAAGGUAUUUCAAACGUCAUCAAAAGAUCUGCUUGCUUCCUGAGAGAAGCAUGGAUGGUGAUACAGGAAGUCACGAGCGAAAUCAUCAACUUGGAAAGACAUUUACGGGACCGGAGCAAUUUAGAUCACUUGGAAAAGUUAAGGCGGUCUCACUCUAGCUCUAAUCGUCACCCUCAUUUUCUUGAAGAUAAUGUUGUGGGGUUUGACGCUAACAUUAUGGAAUUAGUCUCAGAUCUGGUGGAUGAUAAAAGUCAUUUCCGAGUUGUUUCCAUAUGGGGUAAAGGCGGUUCUGGAAAGACAACCAUGGCCAAGAUGCUACACCAUCAUAGCCAAGUUAGAAAUCAUUUUGAUUGCUUCGCAUGGGCAUAUGUUUCUCAAAACUGCCAGAGAAGAAAUGUGUGGCAAAGAAUUCUAAUUAGCCUCAACGUUUUUGAUGAGGAUGAUAGGAAUAAGCGGGAUGAACAAGUUGCAGAGAAGUUGUUUAAAUUCUUGAAAGAACAUAAAUGUUUGGUGAUACUUGACGACAUUCCGAGCAUCCAGGCUUGGGAUAGUAUAAAAGCUGCGCUACCGAGGAACCUGCAGGAAACAAGCAGCAAGAUUUUGAUUACUUGCCGCAACCAAGAGGUAGCUCUGAACGCAGAUCCAAAAUGUUACCUACAUGAAUUGCAGCCAUUAAAUGAGGACAACAGUCUGAAAUUGUUCCGAAGGAUUGCAUUUCCUCAAAGACAAUUCACAGGUUAUAGAAGUGGGGACGAAGAGGUGGAAGAAAUGGUUAAUCGAUGCGAAGGAUUGCCAUUAGCCAUUGUUGUGUUGGGAGGGAUUAUCGCUACAACGUUGUCGGAAGAAGAAAGCUUGAGGUUGUGUCGAAUUUUGCGGUGCGGAGGCUAUGGAGAGCCGUCGAACCUGUUAGCCUUAAGCUAUGACGUUUUGCCAUCCUAUUUAAAGCCAUGCUUCCUAUAUUUAAGUCUCUUUCCGGAUGGCUACGAAAUACCUACGGUUAAAUUGAUUCAAUUGUGGGUUGCAGAAAAUAUUAUUCCAUUUCCAUUGGUGGAAAUUGAAAAUAGAAGGGAAAUAUGGAUAGAAGAAAUCGCAGAAUACUACUUAAUGGAGCUUGUCGAAAGACGCAUGAUGCAAGUCGGACAACUAGAUGCAAGUUUAAAGAUCAGAACAUGCUAUGUGCAUGAUAUGAUAAGAGAUAUGUGCUUGGCAAAAGCCAGAGAACAGAAUUUUGUUCACAUUGUUGAUACAACUCAAGUUGGCUACCCUCUUUUCUCAAUCGGAAGACUUGCCAUACAUGAAUCCGGUGAUAUGAGAGGGAUUGACAAACUUCGUGAUCUCAGGUCUCUCUUUUUUUUCGAUGUGAUGUUUACGGAUGAGUUAAUUUAUAGAUCUCUCCACCAAUCUAAUGAAAUUUACGCAACCAAAGAUAAGCCUUGGCUUUCGACACUUUUGCUAUUACGGCGAGUUAUCCGUAAAUUUCAGAGGACAUGGAGAUACUUGAGCAACAAUUUUAAGUUGCUCAGAGUCCUGGAAUUUGAAGGGUCUGAAAUGUAUGUAGGAGGGGAAUUACAAAGUGAUAUAGGUAAGCUCAUCCACUUGAGAUAUUUAAGUCUCCGGAAGGCUUCUUACGUCUCAAGGCUACCUUCAACUUUAGGUAAGUUGACGCUCUUGCAAACAUUGAAUUUGGAAAUUGAUGAGAAGUUUGCUGUUCAUGUACCUGAUGUUAUAUGGAAGCUGAAAAGUUUAAGACAUUUGUAUCUCCCGAAGAAAUGUAAUGAUAAGACCAAGUUGAAGCUGAACGAUUUGAGGAACCUACAAACGCUUGUGAAUUUCAACACCAAGAAUUGUUAUAUGGGAGAUCUUUGUAGCCUGACAAAUCUUAGAGAGUUGAGGAUAUCCAGGCAUUUCAUUCUUGAAGAUAUUGAGGAAAUCUUGGAUUCGAAUCCUCGGAUUGUUACCAGUGAACAUCUUCGAUCCCUGUAUAUUUGGAGUCAAGACCCAAUAGAUCCAAAACAUUUAAUGCUUCUACUCUCAAACUGUGUAGAUAUUCUUGAGUUGAGUCUAACUACAGCAAUGAGGGAGCUGCCAGGUUACCACCAGUUUCCCUCCAAGAUCACUUACUUGUACUUGAAUGAGUCUGAACUUGAUAGAGAUCCAAUGCCAACACUAGAGAAACUACCCAACUUGAGGGUUCUAGGAUUGCACAAAGCAUUCGCUGGAAAGGAAAUUGUCUGUUCUUCUGAAGGUUUUGCUCAACUGAUUUCCCUAAAACUCAUUGAAAAUUCUAAUCUAGAAGAGUGGAGGGUGGAUGAAAAUGCCAUGCCCAAACUACGCAACUUGGAGAUUGUCGAUUGCAGAAGUUUGAAGAUGCUUCCAGUUGGAUUGAAGCUCGUCAAAACCCUUCAAGAGGUCAAGAUGGAAAAGAUGCCCAGAGCGUUUAAAGAUAGAUUGGUGCAAGGAGGAGAAGAUUUCUGCAAUUUCCAACACAUUUCUACUAUCAUAUUUCAAAACUGUCACUGA